AGGGGCGGGUCCGUAGUACCAGCGGUCGUGUUUUAAAAGUGAAGCUGAAAGUGAGGAGCGAGAGCAAGUCAGUGCUGUCUGUCGGCUAGGUGCUUACCGCGUUUACCAAACACCGUCAGCAGACUUUAAGCAUGAUUCGGCGGUCCAGAAGCAGUCUGUACAGCAGUGAGGAUGACGAGGAGGAGACUGAGAUGUAUGAACAUGAUUAUGAUGGAUCACUGCCCAAGCCUGGGAAACGCCAGCUCGGCAAGACACGCUGGACACGAGAAGAGGAUGAGAAGUUGAAGAAACUUGUUGAACAUCAUGGAGCAGAAGACUGGAAAGUAAUUGCAAGCCUAUUAACUAACCGUACAGAUGUGCAGUGCCAACACAGGUGGCAGAAGGUUCUCAACCCAGAACUCAUUAAAGGACCGUGGACCAAAGAGGAGGACCAAAGGGUGAUCGAGCUGGUCCAGAAAUACGGCGCCAAACGCUGGUCAGUGAUCGCCAAGCACCUGAAGGGGCGAAUUGGCAAGCAGUGCCGCGAGCGCUGGCACAACCACCUGAACCCAGAGGUUAAGAAGACUUCCUGGACGGAGGAGGAGGACAGAAUAAUCUACCAGGCGCACGAGAAGCUGGGCAAUCGCUGGGCAGAAAUCGCUAAGCUGCUCCCUGGCAGGACCGACAACGCUAUAAAGAACCACUGGAACUCCACCAUGAGGAGAAAGGUGGAACAGGAGGGCUACCUCCAGAACACAGCCAAGAACAGCAGCCCCUCGCUCCCCGCCAGCCGCACUUACGUGAAGACCAACAAUCAGAUCAUGUGCUUUCCCCAACAGCCCGGUCACACGCAGUUGACUUCCAAUUUGCCGAUCAGCUACGCCACCUACCUGUCUGACGCACGUAGAGGGCACUCCACCCUCGCAUUCAAUAUGAACAUACUCAACAUUCCCCAAGUCCAGAGACACUAUAACGAGGAGGACCCUGAGAAGGAGAAGAGGGUGAAAGAGAUCGAAAUGCUGCUCAUGUCAACAGAAAAUGAACUGAGGGGCCAGCCGUCACUACCGAUUUGUUCGUUCUAUCAAAACUGGACCAACCAGAGCUCCAUGUCCAACAGCUCAGAAGGUGCUGCUCUGCCUUUACCUCAUCACCAGGCAGCCGGCCAGGAACUGCCUCUUGACCAGAGCAGCUCAGCUGAGGACAGCGCCCCCACAACACCCGUCGAAGGCAUUAACGGCAACAACAACAACAACAACAACAACAGUCCCCACAGCAGUCCUGCGUUCUCAAAUCCAAUGCCUGGGCUUAUGGAAUCCAUGAUUGACUCAUUCCUCAACCAGCCAGUGAGCCCAGAACACUCAGACAACCUACCCUUUAACUCGACCGUGCCUGCAAGCCUCCUAAACGAUAAUGAAUUGCUCAUGACUCCCAAUAUGUGUGAGUCGAUUCUGGAGUCAACCCCACGUACACCCACACCUUUGAGAUCAGCCUCGACCCAUCAGGAGAUCAAAUAUGGCCCCGUUAAACUAAUGAACACCACUUUGGGGCAGCAGAUGGUUGGGUCCAUCAAGCAGGAGCCAGUGGAAGAUGCCAUUAAGCAGCCUCCAUUUAAGAAGAUAAAGCAAGAGGUCGAGUUCCCAUGCAAGAGGAGCCACUGCAUGCAGUGGGCAGGGCAAGAACUUAACAGGCAGCUCUUUUCCCCCAGUCGCCCAGCUCAGGAAGUAUCGGACCUACUUACCAGCUCACUCUUGAACGAAGACGGACACAAAAUCUACCAGCUCCCUCACAGAAGCCUGAAUAACCCACUACAGCAGCAACAGCUGGGUUCCUGGGAUCUGUUGACCUCCGGGAAAACAGAGGAGCACAUACUGGCCUCGGAACACAAGUUCUUGAGUGCUUUCCCUUCAAGGACACUGAUGAUAUAGACUGAGAUAAAUGCUGAUCCAAACACAUCAACUUUUCCUGCACUGGAGUUAAAAAAAAGAGAGAAAAAAAAGCCCUUAGCUCAACCAGGCUAAGGUGUUUAGCCCCCCAGCUGAAGCAGUAGAAAAUGGUUGGAGCAAUGGAUGGAUCAAGCAGAUGUUUACUUGUUUACUUCUGGAGCAGAACACAGGCGUUUACGACAUCACUGGGUUCAAAACUCAAAGAGUUUUCGCUCUCACCUACACUUCUGGAACAGACGGGCGGAUACAGCAUCGCAGGGUUACAUAUUUGCGGUGGUACAGUCAUUGGGAGAGGCUAUAUGCCACUGAUUUUUUCACACUUACAUUUGUUGGAUUUGUACCAACCAAAGACUUUUUUUAAGGGGGGAGGGGGGGUGACUUUUUUAAAGUUUUUAAAUUUUUUAAAUUUUCUUUGGUUUUAUUGUAUUACAAACGGGGAAAUGGUGACCAUGUAUGCCUUAGGCUGUAUUAUUAAUUACACAUGUUGAUAGUAAUAUAAAGAACAAGCUCAUUAAUUUAUUGAUUUUUUUUUUUUUUUUACAUUAUGACUUUGUUGCUGUUGUUUUACAAUUGGCCAAUGGAGCAGUGUUGUAUUUCAGAGUAUUUAAGCCCUUUUAGCAUUAUCGUACAUCCAAAGUCAUAAUGAUGAUUUUCUAACUGACCUCUGUAUUUCACACAUGAAACUGUUUUUAUUUUUGUUUUUUUUGUUUUUUACCUUUUUUUUUUUUUUUUUUUACUUUUUUUUGUCCUUUUUUUAAUUAUUAAGGGGUUUUUAAUGGGUCUACUGAGAAUUUCAAGUGUUUGGUCUUUGCCACCUCAUGUAAACACUCCACUGCUGAACAAGGACUGCUCGGUCUGUUCUCGCAUCACUAUGCAACUACAAUUUUUAUACUUUUUUUAUACAACAGAAAGGGGCCAGCCUUUUUAGUAUUACCUGACAACCACAUCGGCGCCUUUAUUUCAUAGGAAUUGAGUUUUCAUUUCAAGUUCUUUUGAUUUAUUUCUGGCCUUUACAGUAUCCCCCCCAACCGGGAAAAGAUUCAAUGAACAAGCAAUUGUUAGAAUUUAGAUACAUAUAUAUAUAUAUAUAUCUACAGAAAGAGAGAGAAUUUAUUUAUACAUUUGAAAGUCCGAAAUGCAUUUAUAUUUGAAACCUGAGCUUCACCCAGUAAGAGUAAGACCAAGCUGCACUUGAAUUUUAUAUUCUCCUUAAAACUGUGAGAGUAGCAAACACUGAUAUUAAUGCUACAGCCAAAAUCCCAUUUUUUUAAAAAGAGAAAGAAAGAAAAACAUUUCUCCUGAUGGAUUUACACUGUUGUAAAAGUACACUCAACAAGCAUUUUGUGUUCUUUAACGAAACUGCAGUAACUCGUGUCAAACACUUAGCACACUUUUUGUAAAAGCAUUUACACAUGCCAAGUUUUUAUACUUCUACUUUUGACUGCCUACUCAAUAAAGUGUGCUGUUUUUAUAACAA
Molecule: messenger RNA, 3399 nt
Organism: Oreochromis niloticus (Nile tilapia)
Lineage: Eukaryota; Metazoa; Chordata; Actinopteri; Cichliformes; Cichlidae
Gene: myb
Product: v-myb avian myeloblastosis viral oncogene homolog
Exons: 15
Coding region: 132-1904 (590 amino acids)
Biological process (GO): regulation of DNA-templated transcription
Cellular component (GO): nucleus
Molecular function (GO): RNA polymerase II cis-regulatory region sequence-specific DNA binding; DNA-binding transcription factor activity, RNA polymerase II-specific
Source: RefSeq, a predicted model, not a curated record